ACAAUUUAACCUAACAAAGAAGUGAUAACAAAAACAACGCACUUUGUGAUGGAAAAUCUGGAAAACGCCGCAAAACUCAGCCACAAGGAAUGGCGCAAGAUUGCCAAGAAAUACCGGCGCAAAAGAAUUCGCCAGAAGAAGGCUCAAGAGAGGGACAAACUAGAAGCUGAGGAAGAGGCCAGGAAACUCAAGGAUCCCACCUAUCUGACAUGGUUGGCUGAACAGCGAGCUCUUGAGCUUUUCCAGGAGGAAGAGGAUGAACUUCAACGCCAGGAGAGCAACAGGAAAUGGUUGGAGUGUGAGAAGGAAGCUCAGAAGCGCUUCCAAGAACUCCGGGAGAAACUGGACAGGAUCGAUAGAGAGCGUGCCAAAGAGAAGACAAGAAUAAGGGAAGAGUAUAAGGCUGAACAGGAGAGGAGGAAGAAACUGCGUGAGGAGCAGAAGAGGAUAGCUGAGGAAAAGCGUCUGAAUCAUGAGAAAUUGAUGGGAAAAAUUGAAUUGUAUGUCUCAGGAGAGGGAGAGUUGCCUCCGGAAUUGCUGGAGACAGCAGACACAAAUCCCGAGCGAGCCACGUGUCCUUUCUUCGUGAAGACUGGCGCCUGUCGAUUUGGGGAUCAAUGCAGUCGGAAUCAUUCUCGGCCCAAUAUUGGCACAGUUGUUCUGAUUCCCAACUUCUUCACGCACAUUCUCCUGGAACAGUUCAGAGGCACUGAGUAUGGAACGGAUAUGUCUCUGGAGUAUGAGGAGAGGGAGAUGGAGACUGACUUCAAAGAGUUCUACUACGACGUCGUAUCGGAAUUUGAGCUCUUCGGGACGAUCAAGAACUUCUUCGUCUGCAAAAAUACGGAGCCUCAUUUGAGGGGAAACGUCUACAUUGAGUACAAAAGCAGAAGGGAAGCAAUGAAAGUCUACCAGAAGUUCCAGGGCAGAUUCUACGGUGGAAAGCAACUGAAUGUUGGAUUUCGAUCUAUAGAAUCGUGGUCAACAGCUAUUUGUGGUUUGUCAUUUGUGAGAAAAUGCCCUAAAGGUAGCCAAUGCAGCUUUCUGCACAUCUUUAGGAACCCCGACGCCAAGUAUUCCUACUCUUGGCGCAGGGAUAAGAGAGAGCAAAGCCGAACUGAUGCUUCAGAGGAGCGGAGAAAUGGUGACAAGGCAGAGAAUGAUUCCAGAUCGUCCUGGAAUGAUGAGGAUGACAGGAAGAAGACGAACUGGCGCUGGUCAGACAGUUCGGAGAGCGACUCCUCAGACGCAGACAAGAGCAGCAGAUCGAAAUCAGAAACACGAGACAGACGAUAUCAUAAAUCACGUCGUGUGUCCCAAUCGCGCUCAUCGUGUGAUCGCAAACAUAGAGGUCACAGUCGAACGCGCCAGCGCAAUUGAUCCAAAAAGAGAUAUACAGUGGACAGAGAGUGGACAGUUUGAGGCGCCAAAGUGAAGAAGUCUGCAGAGUGAUGGUACAAUUGGCCAAGAGGGAAGAGUGAGAGAGAUGCAUGAAAAAAACAACAGAAGAAGUCGUUGUCAAUCUGCGUAUGCUUGUCCAUCUGUUGGUGCUUUUUCACUGGCCGCUUU
This is a messenger RNA of Phlebotomus argentipes, 1569 nucleotides long. Its product is annotated as U2 small nuclear ribonucleoprotein auxiliary factor 35 kDa subunit-related protein 2. Gene Ontology annotation, molecular function: metal ion binding; pre-mRNA 3'-splice site binding. Lineage: Eukaryota; Metazoa; Arthropoda; Insecta; Diptera; Psychodidae. Bases 49 to 1380 code for a protein of 443 amino acids. Gene Ontology annotation, cellular component: U2AF complex; spliceosomal complex. The record is from RefSeq and is a predicted model, not a curated record. The transcript has 6 exons. Gene Ontology annotation, biological process: mRNA splicing, via spliceosome.